This is a messenger RNA of Oryzias melastigma (Indian medaka), 662 nucleotides long. It is a transcript of the gene gngt2b, whose product is annotated as guanine nucleotide binding protein (G protein), gamma transducing activity polypeptide 2b. The record is from RefSeq and is a predicted model, not a curated record. Gene Ontology annotation, cellular component: heterotrimeric G-protein complex. Bases 236 to 448 code for a protein of 70 amino acids. Gene Ontology annotation, molecular function: G-protein beta-subunit binding. Gene Ontology annotation, biological process: G protein-coupled receptor signaling pathway. NCBI's taxonomy places the organism in Eukaryota, Metazoa, Chordata, Actinopteri, Beloniformes, Adrianichthyidae. The transcript has 3 exons.
CCGCAAAGCCGCUGAUUGCUUAAUCUCAUCAUGGCGGAUUGGUGACAUCAGGUCCAAUCCCGUGGCGACCUCGCCCAAAAGCCACAAGUGGGGAUCAGCUCGGAUCAGGAGCAGUGUUACAGCGCAGAUCAGUCAGUGCUCCGGAGGGACCAGAGCAGAGGACAGCACACUGCGGAUGCUGAGCUCCUAGGAGCAGUUCUCUGAUUGUUGGGGAUCCCGCCAUUCAACAGCAAGGAUGGCUCGGGAUAUGUCAGAUAAAGAAAUCCUGAAAAUGGAGCUGGACCAGUUGAAGAAGGAAGUGAACACACCAAGAUCAGCAGUGAGUAAAAACUGUGCGGACACAAUUGCUUUCGUGGAAGGAUUGAUGCCAAAUGACCCGCUGAUCAAAGGAGUUCCCGAUGACAAGAACCCCUACAAGGGAGACAAAGGAGGCUGCACUGUAACAUAGCACACCGCUUUCCAAGGAAAAGUCUAAAAUAUAAAUAUAUUUUUCUUUUUUAAGAAAAGUCGGUUGCAUUGGUUUGGCAGUACUUUUAAAUACUUGUAGAUAAAAUGUACAGUAGUAAACUUCUUCCAGGAAAUAGAACUUUUCCACAAAUGAGUGUUUCAACUAAAUCAAUGUUUGUAUGUAAUUAACAGUAAAUAGAAGCUCAAAUCUUUCA